Drosophila persimilis is the source of this 1380-nucleotide messenger RNA. RefSeq names its product histone acetyltransferase Tip60. Gene Ontology annotation, molecular function: histone acetyltransferase activity. NCBI's taxonomy places the organism in Eukaryota, Metazoa, Arthropoda, Insecta, Diptera, Drosophilidae. Bases 100 to 1278 code for a protein of 392 amino acids. The transcript is spliced from 4 exons. The record is from RefSeq and is a predicted model, not a curated record. Gene Ontology annotation, biological process: regulation of DNA-templated transcription.
GCCCAUACGGCAUCCCCGAUCUGCGUUGGCAAACAAAAAAAUCAGUUGUCAGCGUUGAUCCCGAUUUGGCCGCGCAAGUUAAUAAUUGAUGAAAGCAAGAUGAGUUUAAAGCCUACUUCGUAUACGCAGUUGGUAGAAGGCUGCACGCUCUCCGUGCGUAUGGAAAAGCCAGAUGUGUGGAAAAUGGCGGAAAUUUUGAGCACCAAAAAAGUGGGGAACAAGCGUCUAUACUAUGUGCACUUCUUGAAUUUUAACAAGCGUCUGGAUGACUGGUUCGACGAGAAGGAUCUGGACUUGUCGUCUGUGCAGUUUCCUCGCAACCGACAGCGCUACGCAAUGGAACGUUCUACAGGAUCGCGGAAGAAUCUCCCAAACGCCCCUUCCAAGCAAUCCCAACUGAAGAAGAAGCCUGUACAUGAAAUCAAGAAUGUGCAGUGGAUUGAGCUGGGAAAGCAUCGCAUGAAGCCCUGGUACUUUUCGCCAUAUCCUGAGGUAAUGUGCGCCGAGCCGUGCAUCUACUUGUGCGAGUGGUGCCUAAAGUACGUGAUGAAUGCCACAUGCCUGGCUCGCCAUUUGAUUAAAUGCAAUCUUCGCCAUCCGCCUGGCGAGGAAAUCUACCGCAAGGACACAAUAUCGUUCUUCGAGAUUGACGGACGCCGGAGCAUGACAUACGCGCAGAAUCUCUGCCUCCUGAGCAAGCUGUUCCUAGACGAAAAGACUCUGUAUCACAACACAGAUCCCUUCCUGUUCUACAUAAUGACAGUGUUCGACUCGCGCGGCUUCCAUAUGGUGGGAUACUUCUCUAAGGAGAAGGUGAGCGAAGACAACAACUUGGCCUGUGUGUUGACUCUACCUCCGUACCAGCGCAUGGGCUAUGGCCGCCUGCUCAUCGAGUUCAGCUACGAGUUGUCAAAGUGUGAGGGGAAGACCGGCACGCCAGAGAAACCGCUCUCGGACCUGGGGCUUCUCUCUUAUCGUUCCUUCUGGGCCCAGGCCAUACUCGAUGUACUCAUCAAGCAGAAGCUCGACGUGGCGGAGGACAAGAUUACCAUUUCCAUCAAUGAAAUCUCUGAGAAGACUUCCAUCAGCACAGAUGAUGUGGUAUCCACGCUGACUCAUCUGAAACUUAUCAAGUACUAUAAGAGCCGAUACAUUGUCUGCGUCAAAGGCGAUGUCGUUGAGAAUUAUUUGAAAGACAAGGCCAAACCUCAACUGUGCAUUGAUGCCACCUGCCUGCGCUGGGUGCCCAAGGAUUGGACUGGUUCAAAGAAACGCUAGGAAUGAAAUAAUCCCUAGAAUAGUCUAUAUUUUUAGAUCGCAUCAGCAAGCAGGAGUUCAAUCUUCUACUACUUCUACCUCUUGAACAGACAUUCCCGAAUU